UUUGGUUUUUGAGAGGAGAUGGUAAAUUGUUUUUCCGGAGGAAGGUGAGUAGAAUAUUUCAGCUAAACCUAAAACCCAAAACCCUCUUACCUCUGUUUAUUUUUGGUGUCUAGCUCCGCUUCGAGUUUUUGCCUGCAGCCAUGGUUAAGAAGCACCAAGAACCCGCUCUUGUUGGCGGCGAGCAAUUUGGCGAACAAACUGACAAGAAGAAGAAGAUGAAGAAGAAGGAUAAGCACAAAGAAUCUAAUUUUGACGAACAAGAGGAACUAAAUAUAAAGAGAAAGCUUGAGGAAACUGAAAUUCAACAAGGCUUCAAGAAAAAGGAAAAGAAGAAAAAGAGAAAGGAAGAAAAGGAAAAUGGCGGAGACAAGGACGAAGAAAUCAAGCUCCAUGAAAAUAACAAUGGGCAUGAGUUAACGCAUGUUAAUUGCAAAGAAGGUGAUGAAGAGGCAGUGGCGGUUACUGGAAAGGAUGCUGAAGAAGCAAAAUAUGCACCAUUAACAUCGUUCUCCGAGUCUAACCUGCCAGAUAGUGUCUUGAAAUGCUGCAAGAGUUUUAAAAAUCCAUCUCCGAUUCAGGCCCAUGCGUGGCCAUUUUUAUUGGAUGGGCGUGAUUUUAUUGGGAUUGCAAAGACUGGCUCAGGCAAGACUUUGGCAUAUGGGAUACCGGCAGUGAUGCAUGUUUUGAAGAAACGAAAAGGGGCAUUGUCAAAGAGGGUGAACCCCCUUUGCCUUGUACUUGCGCCUACAAGGGAAUUAGCUGAUCAAAUUUCAGUUGUUCUACAUGAUGCUGGGGAACCUUGUGGUGUGAAAUCAGUGUGUUUAUAUGGAGGAACCUCCAAAGGACCUCAAAUUUCUUCACUGAAGUCUGGUGUUGACAUUAUCAUUGCAACCCCUGGACGGUUGAAGGAUUUGAUUGAAAUGAAUGUAUGCCACCUAACGGAAGUAUCUUUUGUGGUCCUUGAUGAAGCAGAUAGAAUGCUUGACAUGGGAUUUAGACAAGAAGUUCGCUCUAUAUUGAGCAACACAUGUUCUGAUCGCCAAAUGAUAAUGUUUAGUGCUACAUGGCCUAUAGAUGUUCAUAACCUGGCUGAGGAGUAUAUGGAUCCUCAUCCCAUUAAGGUAGUAGUUGGUUCAGAGGAUACGGCUGCCAACCACGAUGUCAUGCAAAUUGUUGAGGUCUUGGAUGAACAUGCGAGAUAUGGACGUUUGCUUGCUUUACUAGAAAAAUAUCAUAAAUCGCAAAGAAACAGAGUAUUAGUUUUUGCCUUGUACCAAAAGGAAGCUGAGCGUCUUGAUGGAAUGCUAAAAACGAGUGGUUGGAAGGUAGUUUCGAUACACGGCAACAAAGCACAAGAUCAACGAACAAAGGCACUAUCAUUGUUCAAGAAGGGCAGCUGUCCUUUGAUGGUAGCUACUGAUGUUGCUGCUCGAGGAUUGGAUGUUCCGGAUGUUGAAGUAGUGAUCAACUAUAGUUUUCCACUUACGACAGAGGAUUAUGUCCACAGAAUUGGGAGGACUGGACGUGCUGGUAAGAAAGGUGUUGCUCACACAUUUUUCACACAUCAUAACAAGGGACUUGCUGGAGAGCUGGUGAAUAUUCUCCGCGAAGCUGGACAAGUUGUGCCAGCUGGCCUUUUGAAAUUUGGCACUCACGUGAAGAAAAAGGAGUCCAAGCUUUAUGGGGCUCACUUCAGGGAAAUAUCUGCAGAUGCUCCAAAGGCCAAGAAGAUUAGAUUCGACUCGGAUGAUGAAGAUUGAAUUUAUUGAGACUGGCAGCAGUCACGAUUUGACAAUUUAAACUGCUUGACAGACUUCCAUUUAUCCUAAAUUAUAUAUUGAUUUUUUUUUUUUCCUUUACUUGCAGCAGGUUUGUCUCCUUUAUUUGUCAAUCUGCUGUUAUGUAACUUUAAUUCCUUGGCAAUUGCCUACAACCAUUUAGGAUAAAAAUUAAAGUUUUCAGCUUUAGUUAUUAAUUCAAUUAUCACUUCAUAUCA
Molecule: messenger RNA, 1996 nt
Organism: Jatropha curcas
Lineage: Eukaryota; Viridiplantae; Streptophyta; Magnoliopsida; Malpighiales; Euphorbiaceae
Gene: STRS1
Product: DEA(D/H)-box RNA helicase family protein
Molecular function (GO): nucleic acid binding; RNA helicase activity; ATP binding
Source: RefSeq, a predicted model, not a curated record